Molecule: messenger RNA, 2186 nt
Organism: Mustela lutreola (European mink)
Lineage: Eukaryota; Metazoa; Chordata; Mammalia; Carnivora; Mustelidae
Gene: DNASE1L2
Product: deoxyribonuclease 1 like 2
Biological process (GO): DNA catabolic process
Cellular component (GO): nucleus
Molecular function (GO): DNA nuclease activity
Source: RefSeq, a predicted model, not a curated record
AACCGGGGUGCGUGGGUGUCCCUGGCAUGUGGACGGGCAGCCUGCUGCCGCCGCCCUGCCCAGCUGGAGUCGUGACCCUGUCUUCCCCAGCCCCAUGGAGGUGGGCGGAAGGGGGUGCUGCUUCACAGCCUCCAACCAUGGGGCUGUUUGGGGGGGGGUGCACAGGCAGGGGACCAGGCUGGAAGGCCAAGGAACCAUGACCUUUUAUCCAGAGGUGACAACGAAGAAGCAGCAGGAGACCAACCAGGAAGGUCUUUAAUGAAUGGACUGCCUGCCUUCCCUUCCUGCUUCCCCCAGGAGGCACCCCUGAGGGAGGGAGAUUCUGGGUGACCUAGUUGGGGGUGGGGGGUGCGUGGAUAAGAACAAGGGCUGGACCUUGGGUGGCCGGACCUCUCGUCCAGUCUGGACACAGUUUCGCAGAGCCGGCAGGGUCAUCAGGGUCCUGCUUCUGACGGUCUUCGUGCCAGCGCCAGCUCAGGGUGGAUCCCCUGCCACCUUGCCCCCAGGGCUCUCCCUGGGAACCGGAACCAGCAGUUCCAGUGUCCAUCUCUGCAGAGGGGGUGGGGCCAGAGCAGUGUAGCCCCUCCCUGGACGAGGGCCUCAAAUACCCGCCUGGGCCCUGGCCUACAAUUCCUGCCCCACCAAACCUGAGGCGUCAGUCUCCUGCCACAGACACACCCCCAGCCUGAAUCUCCGACCUUGAUCCUGAGUCUCAAAUACCGCCCCAUCCACAUCCCAGGUGAGUCUGGGGACUGGGCUGACCAGGAGCCUAGAUGGGGGUGGGGUCCCUCUAUUGGAGCCUCAGUUUACCCAAGGAGUAGAAUGGCCAUGGUAAACCUAGCACACCACUGGGGAGAGGUGGAGAGGCGGGGGAAGGAUCCUCCUUGGACCUCUGAAUCACAGGUCCUUGCCGGUCCCCCAGGGCUGGGGCACAGACGGGUAGCUUGGUGUGUCUGACUCCAGGUCCACACUCAGGAGCGCAUCUGUCCCUCUCAGCCCACCUGCUCUCCGCCAUGGGUGGGCCCCAGGUCCUACUGGCCGCGCUCUGGGCCCUGGGGGCCGCAGGAGCUGCCGCGCUGCGCAUUGGAGCUUUCAACAUCCAAAGCUUUGGCGACAGCAAAGUGACGGACCCGGCCUGUGGCAGCAUCAUUGCACAAAUCCUGGCUGGCUAUGACAUCACGCUGGUGCAGGAGGUGCGAGACCCGGACCUGAGCGCUGUGUCCGCUCUCAUGGAGCAGAUCAACAGCGUGUCCAGGCACAAGUACAGCUUCGUGAGCAGCGAGCCCCUGGGUCGGGACCAGUACAAGGAAAUGUACCUGUUUGUUUACAGGAAGGACGCGGUGUCGGUCGUGGACACGUACCAGUACCCGGACCCGGAGGACGCCUUCAGCCGUGAACCGUUUGUGGUCAAGUUCUCUGCCCCCGGCUCAGGUGAGGCCCCCUCUUCCCCGGGAAAUCCCGCCCCCCGCCCCGCCUCUCCCGUGCCUCCCGCAGCUGCCGGGGAGUUGGUGCUCAUCCCGCUGCACGCGGCGCCGCAUCGGGCCGUGGCGGAGAUCGAUGCUCUCUACGACGUGUACCUGGACGUGAUCGACAAGUGGGGCACGGACGACUUACUGUUCCUGGGCGACUUCAACGCCGACUGCAACUACGUGCGGGAGCGCGACUGGCCUUCCGUCCGCCUGCGCAGCAGUGAGGUCUUCAAGUGGCUCAUCCCCGACAGCGCUGACACCACCGUGGGCAACUCGGACUGCGCCUAUGACCGCAUCGUGGCGUGCGGCGCCCGCCUGCGCAGGAGCCUCAAGCCCCAGUCGGCCGCCGUGCACAACUUCCAGGAGGAGUUCGGCCUGGACCAGGCUCAGGCCCUCGCCAUCAGUGACCAUUUUCCUGUGGAGGUGACUCUGAAGUCGCACUGAAAACCCUCAAGGCCUGGUCUGGGAAGCGGCCUCCAGACUCAGGCCAGGAGAACAGUCCUGCAGGGCUCCUUGUGGGGAGCUGGCCAGCCUCCAGCAAGGCUGAGGGCAGAGCUGGUGGGACGAGCGGCUAGGAAACAUCACAGGACCACGCAGUCUGUUUGCCCAUCUGUGAAAUGGGCUACUCCGUCUACCUCCCAGGCUUGUGAGGAGUGGCCUGCAGAGCGCUGGGCACAGGGCAGUGCUCAAUAAACUCGAGCCGGUGCUCAGCCAGGA